AUGUCCCGCCACCACCCCGACUUGGUAAUGUGCCGCAAAGCACCCGGUAUCUCUCUGGGCCGGCUCUGCGACAAAUGCGACGGCAAAUGUCCCGUCUGCGACUCCUACGUGCGACCCACCACUCUCGUUCGCAUCUGCGACGAAUGCUCCUUCGGCAACUACCAAAAUAAAUGUAUCGUCUGCGGCGGCGAAGGCAUAUCAGAUGCGUUCUACUGCUUCGAGUGUACGAGACUGGAGAAGGAUAGGGACGGGUGUCCGAAGAUUAUCAACUUGGGCAGUUCCAGGACGGACUUGUUCUACCAGAAAAAGAAUUUCAGGAAUCAGCAAUAUUAA
Messenger RNA from Cladophialophora yegresii CBS 114405, 333 nucleotides. Its product is annotated as pre-mRNA-splicing factor ini1. The record is from RefSeq and is a predicted model, not a curated record. Gene Ontology annotation, biological process: mRNA splicing, via spliceosome. Bases 1 to 333 code for a protein of 110 amino acids. Gene Ontology annotation, cellular component: precatalytic spliceosome; U2 snRNP; catalytic step 2 spliceosome. The transcript has a single exon. NCBI's taxonomy places the organism in Eukaryota, Fungi, Ascomycota, Eurotiomycetes, Chaetothyriales, Herpotrichiellaceae.